Dermacentor silvarum is the source of this 1107-nucleotide messenger RNA. Its product is annotated as sulfotransferase 4A1. The record is from RefSeq and is a predicted model, not a curated record. The transcript is spliced from 2 exons. Gene Ontology annotation, molecular function: sulfotransferase activity. Gene Ontology annotation, cellular component: cytoplasm. Lineage: Eukaryota; Metazoa; Arthropoda; Arachnida; Ixodida; Ixodidae. Bases 345 to 1082 code for a protein of 245 amino acids. Gene Ontology annotation, biological process: sulfation.
GGUUCGAGUUUGGUUUCCCAAUAUUCGGCGCCAAACGGUGCAUGAGAUUGUACCUUUCGGCCUUUCCACAUUCUCCCAUAUCUUAGUCAAGCUAUCACGCUACAGCGUCCAAAUCGCCCUCAUGUCGACCACAAAACCAUUCACUCAAAACAUUGAUGGUGUCCCUAGAGACCCGCAUUACGACCCUGAAAUCCUUAAAGAAGCGUUGGAGUUUCGAGCCCAAGAAGGUGAUCUAGUCCUGCAUUCAUUUCCCAAAACUGGUACGCACUGGGUCCUUUAUAUUGUGCAGCUCAUUCUAAAAGAAAGGUCAACCGAUCAUAAGUUACGAUGAGUUCACACAAAACAUGGUGUAUCUGGUAGUGUCAGACCCUGCCAACUUCAAACCAAGCCUGCCGCUGCGUCUGAUCGUAUCCCACUAUCCCUUAAGAAAUGAGUUAAUGAGUGGCGAGGCAAAGUACAUCUACCUGACCCGGAACCCGUGGGAUGUCUGCGUGUCAUACUACCACAUGGUGACCGCUCUCAGCACCUACCGCUUCCAAGGUGGCACAUUCGACGACUUUGUCGAUGCUUUUCUGAGCGAAGACGGCGCAGGUAACGGGAACUACUUCGAUCACGUGGUUUCCGGAUAUGACCUCAAGGACAUGCCCAACGUGUUUUUCAUAAGCUAUGAGAACUUGACGGCAGACACGCGAGGCACUGUUCUGAAGCUUGCGUGCUUCUUGGGAGACUGUUACGCAUUAGAAUUGGAAAGAGAUAAUCGGCUGCUGAAUAAGCUGCUUGAACGAUGCUCGGCGGAUCACAUGAAAGACACCAUGGUUUCAGACCUCUGGACCAAUUCAAAUCCUGGUAUCGACAAAAUGCUGCGCCGCCUUGACCUGAAUUGCAACGAUGGACGCCACGAAGACGGCAAGAAGUACUGCUUCGUAAGGGAAGCCAAGGUGGGUGGGUGGAAGAGGUACUUUUCACGGGUACAGCUGCGGCGCUUGGAAGAAGCGAUAAAGAAGGUAGAAGAAAUAUCGCCGGUGAUGGAGCUUUGGAGCGAUAUACGUGAAGUGGCCACUGCGGCGUCAACUGACGAAUAACUAAUGAAGGUGUGAACGCGAAAAA